GGAGGAGCGGCGCAGAGUAUCAAGGAGCUACGCGGAGAAAAGUUCUUCCACUGCAGAAGUGCACUGAAAGGAAGAAGGAAGAAGCAGCAGAGAGAGAUGGCAGCCCAGACUGAGCAGCCUCACUUGCACCUUGCAGAGCUCACCGCAGCCCAGUUCAUCGACAUCUGGAAACAUUUUGAUGCUGACGGAAAUGGAUACAUUGAAGGGAAAGAGCUGGAAAACUUCAUCAGAGAGCUGGAGACUGCCAGACGAGGAGCAGGCGUGGAUACAUCACAUGCAACAUUCAAGGAAAAGAUGCGGGAGUUCAUGGCCAGUUUCGACAAGAAUUCCGAUGGGAGGAUUGAGAUGGCAGAGUUGGCUCAGCUUCUGCCAACAGAAGAAAACUUCCUGCUGUGUUUCAGAGAGUUUGUGGGAUCCAGUGCUGAAUUUAUGGCAGCCUGGCGGAGGUAUGACACUGACCGCAGUGGAUAUAUCGAGUCAAAUGAACUGAAGGGUUUUCUGACAGACCUGCUGAAGAAAGCUAACAGAAGCUAUGAUGACAAGAAGCUCCAUGAGUACACACACACUAUUCUAACGAUGUUUGAUCUGAAUGGCGAUGGGAAGCUGGGUCUUUCUGAGAUGGCAAGGCUCUUGCCCGUGCAGGAGAACUUCUUGCUGAAGUUUCAGGGCAUCAGGCUCACCGUCAAGGAAUUUGACUCCCUCUUCACACUCUAUGAUAAGGACGGUAACGGCUACAUAGACGAGCAGGAGUUGGAUGCUUUGCUGAAGGACCUCUGUGACAAGAACAAAAUGGAUGUGGAAGUAACAGGACUGUCAGGCUACAAGAAGAGCAUCAUGGCUCUGUCAGAUGGAGGGAAACUAUUUCGCGCCGAACUGGAGAUCGUCCUGUGUAUGGACUCCACGCUGUGAGACGCCUGCCCCCCAUUGCCUCCUUCCUACCUGUGCAUGUGUGACCUUUAACCCCGCUUACACUGCUAGAGAGAAAACAAAAAGUGCUCCUAAAAGCACACAGUGAAUUGCUGGUCCUGAUGUUUAAGCUUCUUUUUUACAUAGUGAAAUAGCCCUAGCAAUAUUGUGUACUUCUUUAUUUUUGAAUACCCAUUUUAAUAUGUAUAUGCAGUUUUACAUUAAUCCAUCUAUGUCUCCGACCCCACUAAACACUUCUGUUCAUGUGUUCUAUUUAUUUUACUUCAAUUCAAUGCCGUCUUGUUUAUUUCGUGAGGCUUGUACUGUUCAAUUAAAUAUAUUACAGAGAGAAUGAAUAAAUAUAACAACAGUCUCCUGCUCCAAAUUCUCCUCAAGCGCCAUGCAGGAGGAUUAUUUCACCUUGUAACAAUGCAAUGUGCAAGGAAAUCAUUUCAUCCCAGAGGAAUGGAGCGCAGAUUAAAGUUCCAGCGCAGGAAGAUAAGCACGGCGGCAGGAGGAGUGAUACAACUUCACUGUCCAAUCUCCGGCUAACAGAAAGCGGGACGCAGCCGAGUUGGAGCUCCUCCAUUUUUCAUGCAGCAAAAGCUUUUGUGACACUUUUAGAUAAAAGUGAGCCGAGUGGGCAAAAACCGUGUGAGCACGGGGUGGGAUUGUUUCAUUCCUGCUGCAUGAAUACCAACAAUGCGGCAAAACAUGAGUAGACAACUUGGCAUGCAUUCCUUUAUACAUGUGUGUACCUCAAUCACACCAAUUGUCACUGUGUCAUAUAGAAAACUAUCUUAUACACACAGUAUACUUGAAUUAGGUUUUGGAAUAUAAAUCUAUUAGUAUCAUUUGCAACACACUUUCAGUUAUUACCUUUCUUGACUGCUAUAUAGAAAGAACCC
Entelurus aequoreus (snake pipefish) is the source of this 1814-nucleotide messenger RNA. Its product is annotated as calretinin-like. Gene Ontology annotation, biological process: regulation of presynaptic cytosolic calcium ion concentration; regulation of long-term synaptic potentiation. Gene Ontology annotation, molecular function: calcium ion binding. Gene Ontology annotation, cellular component: synapse; cytosol; dendrite. The coding region runs from base 97 to 909 and encodes 270 amino acids. The transcript is spliced from 11 exons. The record is from RefSeq and is a predicted model, not a curated record. NCBI's taxonomy places the organism in Eukaryota, Metazoa, Chordata, Actinopteri, Syngnathiformes, Syngnathidae.